Plectropomus leopardus (leopard coralgrouper) is the source of this 529-nucleotide messenger RNA. Lineage: Eukaryota; Metazoa; Chordata; Actinopteri; Perciformes; Serranidae. The record is from RefSeq and is a predicted model, not a curated record.
GCCGUUUGGCGCGGCGGCGAUGGGCGGAGCUCUGGCGAGGCCCAGCUGGUUGAGCUCCCCCACUCUGGGUCGAGCGAACCGCUUCCUGAGCACGGCGGCCGUCAGCCUCAUGACCCCCAGACGACCCCUGACUCAGCCGGAGAAGGUGAAGGUGCGAACACUCGCCGUGGAGCAGAGGACCGAGGAGGACAUCGAGGGUAGUCACGGUAACGACGGCCUGUUGCUGGGGAGACCGCUGGAAGAGCCCGAUCAGCCAAUCGCAGACAAGUCUCUGCUGGAGAUCGUGGACGGCAUCGUGAUGAUGUACAACCUGAGCGUCCACCAGCAGCUGGGCAAGAUGGUGGUGGUUUCAGACGACGUCCAUGAAUACGCCGUCGCUCUGAAGGACACCGAGGAGAAGAUCGCACGCUGUCCCGCCAGAAGAGCGGACAUCCUGGACGAGCUCCAGAAGAGCCAGAAGGUUUUCGCAGAGAAGCUGAACCACCUGAGCAGGAGGCUGGCCUGGAUCAACGCCACCAUCUACUCCAAG